AUGCAUCUAAAGAACAUCUUCAAUUCUGGGGUUCUAAUAGUUCCUCUCCUCUUUUUACAUGCUUUGCCACAUAAGUUUCUGGUAUUUGUACCUAAGAUAAACAAUAUCAAAGGCUGUGCAAAUCCGCCGAUAUCCGAAAGACCAGAGACUCUUCAGUUAUAUCGCCUCGCCCCAACUCUCCAUUGUCUAAUCACGAUCUCAGACACCUCUCAUAAGAUGAAAAAUGCCAAGACAAAUCAGCAACAUGCAACCGAAAAGUAUCAUUGGAAAAACCGCAAAGCCUUAUAUCCAACUAUCAACACUCUUGUCGAUUGCGAUCCCCCAACAGGAUUUGAUGCCGACCAUCUGAGACCUAAGACAGCCAGUAGGAGGGGAGCAGAACGUUGA
Messenger RNA from Cadophora gregata, 387 nucleotides. RefSeq lists its product as uncharacterized. The record is from RefSeq and is a predicted model, not a curated record. The coding region runs from base 1 to 387 and encodes 128 amino acids. The transcript has a single exon. Lineage: Eukaryota; Fungi; Ascomycota; Leotiomycetes; Helotiales; Ploettnerulaceae.